Vicia villosa (hairy vetch) is the source of this 4151-nucleotide messenger RNA. RefSeq lists its product as uncharacterized. The transcript has 3 exons. The record is from RefSeq and is a predicted model, not a curated record. The coding region runs from base 201 to 1736 and encodes 511 amino acids. NCBI's taxonomy places the organism in Eukaryota, Viridiplantae, Streptophyta, Magnoliopsida, Fabales, Fabaceae.
UAAAAAAAAAAAAAAAACACUACGACGCCGAGCUGUCCAUCUCGUCUUCUCCAUCGCGUUAGGGUUUUCAGAGCGUUGCAGUUUCCCUUCAUUUCCAACGAAAUCCUCUCACCACCGACCGUCAAUUCCUUGAAAUUUCAACUUCCCCGUACUCAUAAUCAACUCUUUCUUCAUCGAAACCCGCUUAAAGCUUAAAAAAAAUGAUAAAUUUAUUCAUAUCGGAGCCCAAUCAAAACGACAACGCAGAAGACGAAUCACUGAAACUGAGAAUCAAACUAUUGAACGAAUUAGAAACCGUUAUUUGGCCGGCGAUAAUCUCAGCAGGUCGCGCAGAAGCUCGAAUGUGGCUCUGCAAAACCCUAGCUGGAUUCAACUACGUCACGCCUCGCGAACAGCGUGCACUUUUCAUCAAUUUUCUAAAAGUUCCAAACAAGAACCACAAUCUCGCGUCUCAGCUUCUCAAUUUGAUGAUCGAUUUAUCGCCGCAAAAGCUUGGUUCUGUUUUAUCACGUAAUUCUCGGUUUCUCGAGAGUUUCUUCAACCGUAACCCUAAGCGUGUUUUGCAGUGGUUUUCGUUCUCUGGAUUGGAGCAAGGGAAAGGAUUGAGGGCUUUGUCGAAGUUUGCUUUUAAAAAUAGGGAUAUUUGUUGGGAAGAGUUGGAGUGGAAGGGAAAGCAUGGACAGUCACCUGCAAUGGUUGCUACAAAGCCUCAUUACUUUCUCGAUUUGGACGUUCAGAGGACGGUCGAGAAUUUUCUAGACAAUGUGCCUGAAUUUUGGUCGUCUUUUGAGUUUUCCGAGUCGGUGAAAGAUGGUGAUAUUUUUCUUAUUGAUAGGGGUUUUUUUGUUAGUUAUUUUAAGGAUUUAAUGUAUAGAGAGGAUUCAUGUGAUGUGUGGGAAGUUAUAGAAGAUUUCUUGGAAGAGCAGUCUUUCUCUUGUUUGUGUGAGCAUCUUCUCAUUAGUUUUGAAGAGAAGGAUUUGUGUUACUUUGUGGAGUUGCUUUGUAAGUGUCUUGACCCGAGAGUUGAAUUUCGAUGUUUGGAUGAUGUAUCUCGGUUAUUUGUGGUUAUUCUUUUGAAGUGUGGGGUUUCUGGGUCUAUGGACUUGAUGCUGCUAUUAAAUGCUGUCAUUGCUCAGGGGAGGCAGCUUCUAAGACUUUUGCGAGAUGAAGAGGCCAAUGAGUCACUGGCAAAAGUCAAUGAAAUUGUGUCGAAGAUAUCUGCAAUUCCCAGUGAUGGUAAUAGUUUGACCCUGAUUUUUAAGAAUAGGUAUAAGAUGGCAACUGUGGAAGUGGUGAAGUGUCUUGGACUUCAGUCUUGGGUUCUUUACUAUAGGUUGUCGCAAGAGUGCCGGACUCCUGAGUCCUGGGAGUCUGUUUUUGUGUAUAAUCAAAUUGGUUUCCGCAACUCCGAUAAACAUGUACUGAUAGAUGAAGAUGGACUGUUGACAGAAGAAGAUUGUUCUAGCUUUGAUCUCAUUUCUUCUGGUAAAGUUAAGAAAAAGAAGAAACAAAAAGCUAGAAAGAAGAGGAGAAGGACAUAUGAUUGUGAUGAUGGUAAUGAUGAUGAACUUCUAGAUUUUGAUUAUGGCACCCGGAACUUGGAUUAUCUUUCAAAUACUAAAAGUUGGUUGCUUUCAACUGAUAAGUACUCUUCAGCAUGGAAUAAUGCGGACUUACCUGAGCACCUUCACAAACUGUGUUUGUCUAGGUGGAUGAUAUGGCUUUUUGAAAAAUGAGUUCGGAAGUCUGCUUCACAGUAUCUACCAAAAAGAUGUUAUGAUAUCAUCAUUUCCACACUGUUGGAUGACGAGAUCAAGCACUCCUUAGUCGGUGUUUUCGACUCAAUUCAAAUGUAUAAAGCAGGUUGUGGCUCUUGAAGCUACUCGUGGCUAUUGUUGGUAAUGUGGAAAAUUUUAUGCCUCAUUUCAUUUUGAAGAUUCUGAAAUGCCUGUUUAAGUUGUACAGCAAAGUUGAUAAACCUUGGGUUCAUUGUGAGUAUCGCGAAGUGAUAAAAUCUUUGCUAAACUGCUUCACAGACUGCUACCACCACCUUAUGGUUCAAAACAUGGGUGUCAAUGUGUCACCCUUAUGUUCCGAAGUUCCAUAUUGCAAAUUCUCAUGGCUUCAUACGGGCAUUAUUCAGAAUGCUAUGAUGAGUGUGUCUAGGCAAGUGACAACACUAAAAUUCCAUGAGUAGUUUUCAGAGCAUAUUCAUCAAGUUGUAAACUUUACAUGUGGCAAUCUUUGGCCAAUCGGAAGUUAUUAUUUUCUGAUAGGAAACAGGGACGCAUGCUCUUGUCAUUGUAAGUCUUUCUUUUUUGUGUUUUACUCCUUUUAUAAAGCAAGUAAUAGAAUUAGAAAAUUGACUACUGGGAUUAAUUUCCAAGCGUCUUGCAGUAUAAGAAAGAAACUCAACUAAUAUCUUCUAUAACUCGUCGAUUAAUAUUUUGUUGAACUUGUGAUGUAUACCAUACAAGUUUGUUAUACAGAUAGUGCACAACUUUUUUUGAUGAUAACAAUUACUUAGCUAUGUGUUUAGUCACUAUUACACAUUUCUUUUUGUCCUUACAUUUUGAAAUACAUCUAUAACAAUCCAGUUUUUAUAAUAAGUUUAUUGUUUUGAAUGUAGCUCUGUUAAACUUCUGUCAAGGUUAGAAUGUUCAGAUUUUGCUUUAUAUUUGAUACUUAAUACUUAAUAACUUGCACCUCUGCUGUCUUAUUUCUAAAUGCUUCACCUGUGUCCACACAAAGAUGUUCUCUACUUGGGUGAUAAAUUUGGGGUUGUUUUAGAAUUGUUUUGAAACUAGAGAAGUAAAGUUAUUUGAAGUUGAUGAUAAAGGAAACGAUUAGGAUUUUGAAUUAUUAUCUGUUAAAAUUUUGGAGUCAUUUUUAUAAAAUUUUAAAUUUUUGGGCCAAAUUUAAAAUUUGAAAAAUAGAGAUUAAUUUGCAAUUUAUUGCAAAAUUUUAGGGGUCAAUUUUAAAAUUUUGGAAAAAAUAGGACGGGACGGGACAAUAAGAAUAAGUAUUAUUUAUGAGGUGUUUAUUUUAUUAUUGAAAUUUCCAUGUUUGUUUAACAUUUUCAUAAAUUAUGUUUGAGUACUUUUUAUUCUAAAGAUAUAUGACUUCAUUUUCUAAAUCAGCUCAGGAUUUGUGAACAUUUUUGUGUAGACUUUGCAGGAAUGAAGGAAAUUAUUUUUGAUUCCUUGAGAAAUUAUGCAAUGGUGAAACAGGUUUGGAUGAAGCAAGUGAAGGACACUGUUUGUUAAUAUUUUUAGCAAACAUUCACAAUUUUUUAUUUACUUGUAGGAUCAAAUUCGAAAAUUCUAAAGGACAUUUUAUUGUAAACGUUUUGAGAAAAUGCAUACGAUAGUGCUGUAAGAUUUCCUAAUGCAAAUAACUAAAGAACAUGAGCAAAUGCUCUUAAAUUAACAAAAGAACAAGAAAAAGUAAAUUACAAAAAGCAAUAAAAAAUGUUUAAAUUAAAGAAGAGACGCAAGUUCAUAUGCGGACUUUUAUGCGGACUUUUAUCUUCUGAUGUGUUUUCAUGUGUUUUUGGUUCUCGAACCGCUAUAAAUCGUUACUGCUAUCGAAAACAUCUUCAAAUUACCUAAUCAUAUAUGUCGAAAACUCCACUUGACUAUCUACACUUAAUAUUUAUACCCACCUCGUAUUUUACAUUCAUGUAAAAAAGGCUAAGUCGUAGAUCUUAAACUAACAUACGCAUAUUGGGAGGCUUUCUUCAACUUGAACUUGCAGAAAUGGUUGGAAAACAAUAUGAAGAGCAUGAUGAUUAGUAAACAAUAUGAAGCAGAACUUGAGUAUCAAUGAGGAGCAUGAUGAUUGGCAAGCAAUUUGGGUAACAUCCUAUCACACGAUAUGGUAUUGGAGAUGAGAUUUUAAUGCAGGUGCUAUAUUUUAAUGCAGGUGCACUAUAGCAUGAGCACAACUUUGCUAAACAAUUUCACUACUCAACAAAGAAUUACGAGACUUGUAGAAUGGUCUCCUCCUGAUGAUGAUUGAAUUACAAUAGGAGUUAACCUUAUGGAUGAUAUUAAAUUUUAUAAUGAGUGUCCUGUAUGACAUUUAUAUAGCUGAUAUCUCUGGGAUUUCUUCUAUGAGGAGUACUAUUAUACAAUAUUUUCUUUCCAGAA